AGCCCCCAGCAAUGCCCCUGCCCUGGGCCUGAGGACGGCCAUGGAGCUGAGAGUCCUCCUGCUGCUGCUGCUCUGCUUCCCAGGUCUCCAUGCUCAAAAAACCGUUGCUGAGGAAAGCCGACCAGAAGGAAGCACUUUCUCUCUGCAGUGUCCUUACACAGCACAGGUUGGCCGCCAGAACCAGAAAGCCUGGUGCCGCGACAGAGAGGGACAGUGUGAGAUCGUAGUGCAGACAACCAAUCCAACACGAGAUUGGUACCCAAAACAGGCUACAAAUGGGAAAGUUACAAUAGAGGACAACCCCAAACUUAGGAUGGUGUCCAUCAGCAUGACUAAUCUCCAGGCAGAAGACUCGGGCACAUACUACUGUGCUUACAUAACAGAAGUUCCUUGGUAUCAACCACUAAAGACCAUCAUGCUCCAGGUUUACAAGGAGGUGCAGAAGGACGAGCUGGACAGUCUCUCUGUGCCAAUCAAAUACGACAACUUAGUGUCCAGCAUGGAUAGAAUAACCUGGUGUCGAAGAGAAGGUGAGACUGAGUGUGUUCCCUUGGUGACGAGACAGCUCUAUGAAAUACGGCGUAACAGCAGAGUCACGGAAGACAGAGUCUGGAUCCAGGAUGACUACUGGGAAAGGACUGUCACCAUCACCAUGCAGAAGCUGCAGGCUCAGGACACUGGUGUCUACUUGUUUGCACUCUACAGAGCCUCUCAUUACUUCACAAACCUGGAGGUCAGGCUGUCUGUGUCCAAGAGGACACAACAACACACAGCCAAGGAGUUGGGCAGUGUCUCUGUUCAGUGUCCAUACAGCGCCCCCGACUAUGGGGCUCUGAGCAAAGCCUGGUGCAAAGUGGGAGACAGGGAAACAUGCACCACACUGAUCUCCACGGAUUCAAGGCCCUCAAGGAAUCGCCAGAAACCUCAGCAAGGCAGAGUCAUGAUCUGGGAUGACACCCAGCAGGGGAUUGUCACCAUCACCAUGGAGAAGCUGCAGGCACACGACUCUGGCAUGUACUGGUGUGUGCUCAAUGAUCCACGUCGUGUUUUCCGAAUGGUAGAAGUUACACUCAGUGUUUUGAAGGAAGUGCCAGGAACAAUUUUGCCAGAUACUGCAGGCACAAGUCACACAACCCCUACUGCCAGCACCUCAGCACCAAGCUUCAGCUCUAAUGUAAACACCUUCAUCCUACUCUCUGUGGUCCUGAGCCUCCUGUUCAUCCUGGUACUCAUCAGCCUGAUAACACUGUGUGUCAGGCGGUACAAGCAGCUAAAGAGAAGAGGUACCAGACAAGCAGAGGACAUCUAUGACAUACCAGAGGACACAGCACAGCUUGGCAGCACUGAAAGAAUGGAAAGUCCCAAGGUUGACAGUAAAGACCUAGACUAUGUUACCCUGAACUUUAAAUCCCGACUGAGCCCUGAGGAUCCUGUCUACUGCAAUGUUGAAUCAAGUCAGACUCACAGGAAACCUAAAGAUGAAAAUGUGGAAUAUGCUACCAUUGCACUCAAGGAGUUACCAACAAAUAACAAAGUAUAAAGCACAGAAUCCCCAAACAAUCCAGAAAUGGCAGAAAAGAGCUGGAAUACAAAGUGAGAAUGAGGAGUAGAAGGUGUGUAGAUGGACACUGGGGAAAGAUCUAAGUUUUUGCUGCCAUGUAUAUGUUGCCUAUGCAUUUUAAGACCUCCCUCCUAUUAGAAACCAGCAGAGAAUUUUGCCACAAGCGUGCAGAUUCAAUCAGGCCAGACAGAGGUGCUGGGUGUUUCUCAGGAUCCCUUGCACAUCUGCCUUCUUCAGUCCCAUUAAAAUGCAGACUCUUUUGGAGAGGCAGGUGUGAAGGACCGACAAUUUGAAAAAGAGCAAGAUUUGUCUGGCCAUGGGUGGGUUUGGUAUUUCAGCUCUUUUCACUGGUAGAAACUCUAUCCCACUUCUCCACUUCUAAGGGUUCAGCUAUUAUGGCCAAGCAAACUCAUUCCAGUGCUGUAAGGAUAAAACUCUAACAUUGCUGCAAACAUGUUCACUUGCCAUGUAAUGAAUGGCGAAACUGAGCACUGGGUUAUAGGAAAAAGCAGAACCAGCAUCUGCCUGAAGGCAAAUAUCUUGGGGGUGGGUAUUGCAACAGGAUGAUAUGCUGCUUUGCAAACUGAGGACUGUGCUGCAUGAACCUGAGCACCAGAAGGUCAUGUAGAUAUGAAAUGACAAGGAUGCUUAGAAGUUAUACAUACACAUUUUUAGACUUAAUGCUAAUUCUACUAUAACUGAAAUGUAUCCAUCUGCUUAGGUAAGAAGUAAGAGCG
Messenger RNA from Apus apus (common swift), 2298 nucleotides. Its product is annotated as polymeric immunoglobulin receptor-like. Gene Ontology annotation, molecular function: signaling receptor activity. Gene Ontology annotation, cellular component: cell surface. The transcript is spliced from 8 exons. Lineage: Eukaryota; Metazoa; Chordata; Aves; Apodiformes; Apodidae. The record is from RefSeq and is a predicted model, not a curated record. Bases 41 to 1540 code for a protein of 499 amino acids.